Megachile rotundata (alfalfa leafcutting bee) is the source of this 1291-nucleotide messenger RNA. RefSeq lists its product as uncharacterized. Gene Ontology annotation, molecular function: Hsp90 protein binding. Lineage: Eukaryota; Metazoa; Arthropoda; Insecta; Hymenoptera; Megachilidae. The record is from RefSeq and is a predicted model, not a curated record.
CCCAUUUUUUGUAAGCGUCUUUUCAGCGAUAGUAUCCGAUGAAACAACAUCGUGUAUUAAAAAGAGAACGGUCGAUGCUCGUUCUUGUUCUUUCUCUUGGUCUUUUAACGCGCUACAGCUGACAACGGGCGGAAGACUGCGCAGUGCAGUAUCACAUGUCAAUGUCCGCUGCGCAUGUACUUACCGGUCAGAGAGACAUGGCAGGUGUUUCGGUUACUUCUUAUUGUUGACUAUUUUUAAUAGAUAAAAAAGAGUUGCCUAGAAACCGUCUGAAGGACAAUGAUAACGUGUAAUUUAGAUAAUAACUUGUGAAACUUAUUUUAAGUAACCCAGUUUCGGGAUCUUCCGUAAACCAUGUCGAACCUACGAGAAGCAGAGGUUCAAAGUCUCAAGGAGCGUGGAAAUGCAUGUGUGAAAGAGCAGAAAUAUGAAGAGGCUAUGUUUCAUUACACACAUGCUAUUAAACUCGAUCCACAAAAUUAUUCUUUGUACAGUAAUAGAUCAUUUGCUUUUUUAAAAAUGCAACAAUAUCACUUUGCUAUGGAAGAUGCUCUAAUGACAAUUCAAUUAAAGCCUGAUUGGACCAAGGUACAUACACGUUUGUUACGAUGUUAUAUGUCAGUGAAACGAACCGAAGAUAUUGUUGGUUAUUUUAGGAAGGCUGAGGUAGAAUCACAAACUUUUCACUUUAGCGAAGCUCUUCAUUCUUACAACAAAGCUUUAAUGUUUCAACCAAAUGAACCAACAAUUUUAGAAGCAAUGAAUAGGGUAUCCAGAUUAUUGAUCCAAGAUAAAAGAGCUGAUCAACAGAUACCCUGGCUUGGAGCUGGUGUUGGUAUCAUACUUGGAGUAAUAGUUGUAAUUGCUGAUUAUGUUUUUACGAACAAACCUACAUUAACGCAUCCUCUUUUGAUGGUCUUGUUGACAAUGUCCAUAGCAAUGCUAGGUUUUGGUAUUGCGAAAGGAUUUCGCUAUUUUGUAAAAUGUCAAAGAAAAUCACUUUUAGAACCACCAGUGGAUCUUUUUGGUAAAGAUAAAGAAGAACUUGACGAUGUUGAAGCUGAAAUGAAUAAUGAAAAAGAAAAACAUCCAAAAUACAGUAAAGCGCAAGCGAGGCAAAGAUUUAAGAAAGGAAAAUCAUAAUGUUUUUUGAUACUAAUGACGUACAUAAGUUUUUAUGUAAAUUUUAUAUUUUAAAUCCAUACACUUUUUAGCAUCUCAGGAAAACUCGGAAUAUUUAUGAUUAAUACUGUUACAUUGGUAGAAAAAUAUAUACAUACUGUUGAUUACA